AUGAAUAAAGAAAAUGUUGAGAAUGUUAGGGUGACUCGAGCAAGGGCUAGAGCCAUGAAAGCGACUUCGACAACUGUGAUUGGAUUAAGGGAUGUGACUAACAUUUCAACAAAAUCAUCGCACAAUAAUAAGCGUAUUCAUACGUCAAAUUUGCAGAAGAAUGAAGGUUGUAAGAAGAGAAAGACCAAGGCAGCUUCAGAAGAAAAUGCCUCCUUACAAGUUUUGACAACCAAAGAGAAUGUUCAGAAAGAGUUGGCUAAAGAUUCUUCGACAACAACAAUGAAAGAUUCUCUGCAGCAGCAAGUGCAACCUUAUUUGAUUGUUACCAGGUUUUCAAUGCAGAACUCUGUCAACUCUCCAAUUGAAGAUAUAAAUCUGAUAUGCGAGAAGCUAAGAACCUCGGUUGGCUUUGGAAUCGUGGACAUUGAUUUGGAGGCAAAGGAUUCUCCUGUUUGGACUUCUUAUGCCCCUGAUAUAUACUAUAAUGUUCAUGUCAGAGAGUGUGAAAAGAGGCCACUAGCCAAUUACAUGGAAAAGGUGCAGCAAGACAUCACUCCAACCAUGCGGGGAAUUCUGGUUGAUUGGCUUGUGGAGGUUUCUGAUGAAUAUAAACUAGUUCCAGACACACUCUACCUGACAGUGAAUCUCAUUGAUCGAUUCCUUUCCUGUCGCGUGAUUACAAGGCAGAGGCUCCAGUUGCUUGGUGUUACUUGCAUGCUGAUUUCGUCUAAGUAUGAAGAGAUUUCUGCUCCUGGACUAGAAGAUUUUGUCACCAUCACCGAUAAUACAUAUUCGAAAAAAGAGAUGUUGAAAAUGGAGAAAGAGGUGCUGAAUGUUCUGCACUUCCAGUUAUCUGUUCCUACAAUCAAAACAUUUCUCAGGAGGUUCGUCCAAGCAGCACAAUCUUCUUACAAGGUUGCUUAUCCUGAACUGGAAUUCAUGGCUAAUUAUUUAGCAGAGCUUGCACUGGUUGAAUACAGCUUCUUGCUGUUUCAACCUUCCAAGAUAGCUGCAUCUGCAGUUUUUCUUGCCAGAUGGACUCUAGGCCAGUCAGAACAUCCAUGGAAUCCGACUCUUGAGCACUAUACAAAUUACAAAGCAUCAGAGCUUAAAACUACUGUCCUUGCACUGCUUGAUUUGCAGCGUAAUACCAAAAGCUGUGGUCUGAAUGGUGUUCGCGACAAAUAUAAACAAGAUAAGUUCAAAAGUGUGGCAAAUUUUUCUCCAAAACCGGUGGAACCUCUUUUCUAG
Molecule: messenger RNA, 1251 nt
Organism: Vicia faba (fava bean)
Lineage: Eukaryota; Viridiplantae; Streptophyta; Magnoliopsida; Fabales; Fabaceae
Source: the annotation of a GenBank genome assembly